CAACAUGCCACUAUACGCUAACUCCUAGCUUUAGAUUGUGUUAUCGAACAACCCUUCGGUAAUGUUAGCAUGCUAGGCUAACGUUACAUAGUUCACCUUGUGUUGACGUUAGUGUGCUUGGCAAGGAUACAGAUUCCCAUAACCAUUGCUCCAAUGGCGAGUCCCGUCACUACAUUUCGUGCCCGUAGCUUCUGCGUUUUCUUCUUCCACUGUUCGAGCUCUACUUGUCGAAUGAAAUAUAACUGUUCUGGAGUGAGACCGGGUUUCGAAAUGUCUAUCCUUGUCGCAACGCGAGCACCGGGAUCCAGUGGCAUCUUGUCGGCCAUGUCUGCAGUCAGUGGGGGCAUGGCAUGCAAGGUUGCUUCUUACGUCCGUAAUACGAGCAGCUGCGUUUCACUGAUAUAGGGAUCUAGAGGCGUGUAUUAACGGCUGUGUGUAGCCCAUCCCUAUGUUGUGAGAUCAGCGUCAAGCAGCACUACAGGCCCCACGCAGUACUGCGCGAGCGAAACAGAAUGGUGUUUCAUCAUAAUCAGCCCCAACGGCAGCUAUGGUUCCAACUGGAAACCGUUUACUUGGUCCUAGGGUGUGAAACGCGUGAGAAUACCGCCAUCUUCCGGAACAUAUUAGCUAAAGAUUUCCUUGUUAAUCUCAACAAAAGAAACAAAGAUAACAUCAACAGUUUAUCAAAAUGUAGCAGAAACUUCAAAGAUAAAAGACUAAUGGAAUACAUCUUCCUGAUAACUAAAGAACUAAGACUUGACCCGCUGGCUGGAUACCAUGCUAUCGAAUUACUCCAAAGGUUCAUGGAGAAGCGCCUGACAGACUUGUUGGCCACACCCAUUCCUCAAGGAGCAGCUGCCAAUCAACCUGGAAGUUAUGAGGAUGCUGUGUUUGAGAAGCUUAAGGAGAAAUUCCCCUUCAUUGUCUUCACCUGCGUGCAAAUUGCCAGCAAACUCUCUUUGCAUAGUCACAUAAUCGACAACAACACUGCAGUGCGCUUUCUGCAUUCGGUCGGCCACAGUGUUUCCAAGCAGGCUCUCCUGGAGUCAGAGCUGAUGGUCCUAAAAGGGCUUGAAUACAAACUAAAUGGUACUAACCCCUUGACAUUUGUAGAAAUCCUUCUGGAAGUGCUCGGACACAAUGAGCCGUCCAUCCCUGUAGAGCGCCUGCAUCAGCUGUGUCAACACGUUCUACAGUUCGUCAGCCUACAGCGCACCGCCAUCUACGACUCCUUGUUAGUGACGACCACUCAGUGUGUGAACCCUCGCAGAGAACAGAGACACAAGUUUGUGACAGUGACUGAAGACUGCAUGCUUCUUGGAGUUGGUGUCAUUGCAGUGGCUACGUUCAUCCUCUAUAACAGGAAAUGGGAACAGAUAGUGGGAGAACUGAGCCACAUCACAGGAAUCUCUGUAAGGAGUAUCAGCGAUUUUGCUCAUGUGACAUUGAUGCACAUUGUUUCAUCCACUUGAGUCUUCAUGACACAUGUUCACCAAAUCCAGCUUUAUGCUCUUACCCCAAAAAUCAAAAAGGGCCCCUUUAAGAGGCACGGUUAAAAAAGAUGUUGUGCUUUGGGAGGUUCUGUUUACCUGUAGCUUGUGUUUGUGAUAAUUCUUGACGUGCACGCUUCUUCUACACUUGCACGGUGACAACAGUGGGUUUUCUGGUGAAGUGUUUACACUGUGGCAGACCCGACACUGGUCCUUUUCUUCCUCCUGAGUUGAGUCAUCUGAUGACCUUCAGAGAGGAGACAUCACAAUUCAUUUAAACAAGUUUGUAUACCUUUAGCCUUUUAAAGACAUCUGAAUCAAGAUGAGUCCUUUCAUUUUCAACUAAAAACAAUUAUAAAUAUUCUGGAGUUGUGAGUAGGGUUACAUUAAAAACAGUGCUUUGUUGCAUUAACUACCUUAAAUGUAUUCUUUUUGCAAAAUAAUUACCUACUGUAAGCUCAGGGGCGUUGCAUUAAGGUUGUCACCUUGCCUAGUGGUUUACACUCAUCGUUUAUGGUAUUAUUUGGAAGCAUUAUUGUCAGUGUGAGCUAAAAACUAAAAGCAUACAAAGCCAAACUGGACAGCACAUGAGAAUGUAGUUCUCC
Molecule: messenger RNA, 2095 nt
Organism: Eleginops maclovinus (Patagonian blennie)
Lineage: Eukaryota; Metazoa; Chordata; Actinopteri; Perciformes; Eleginopidae
Gene: cntd1
Product: cyclin N-terminal domain containing 1
Exons: 8
Coding region: 513-1472 (319 amino acids)
Biological process (GO): reciprocal meiotic recombination
Cellular component (GO): site of double-strand break
Source: RefSeq, a predicted model, not a curated record